Messenger RNA from Drosophila arizonae, 1720 nucleotides. RefSeq lists its product as uncharacterized. NCBI's taxonomy places the organism in Eukaryota, Metazoa, Arthropoda, Insecta, Diptera, Drosophilidae. The record is from RefSeq and is a predicted model, not a curated record.
GAACUGCUACAUGUGUCAAUUGGCAUUGGGUUUCGAGUCAAAACGGAAAUCGGCACUGCUGCGUGUGUCAGAGCGUGAUCUCGCGGGAUUCGAGUGCUUGGGUCGGAUCGCAGCUCAAUUUUAACUAGAAUCCGAGACCCGAGCCGCUAACGAUGCGAAUAAAGCGCCGGAAGCUGUUGGUCUACUGGGCAGCCCUGCAGGCAGGCAGCAGCCUAUUCACCUAUUUGCUGCUUCUGCUGACACAACACCAAGCAAUGGGCGGCAUCGUGCCCCCGCCCUGGAGUGACCCGGCAAAGAAUCCUUGCGCUAGCAUGGCCGGCGGCUGGCAGCUCCUCUACUGGACGCCGCUAAAGAAAUGCUUUAAGAUCUUCACGCUUGGCUACCCUUGUCCGGACACUAUGGAACUCAGUCCAACAGCAACAAGCGCUAAGAGGAAAAAUGUCCCAGCAGCCGAGUGUCGCUGCCCACCGGGCACGGCGCUUAGUGCGCUCACCGAUGCUUGUCACAAACUCUAUGACCGCGGACCCUGUCCGUACGGCGAGUACUUUCAACCCGUUCCAGAGCAAGCCAAGAGAGCUGACAAUCGCUGGGGCAGCUGUAAGCGCCCACUUCAUUGCGACGAUGGGAUGCUGUUCUGGCCAAGAGACGGCAAGUGUUACCCGAAAUACUCGAAGGGUCCGUGCACUCGAGGAAAGCUGCUGGCACGCAACGAUGAUGGCUUGGCCGAGUGCCGCUGUGAACAGCGAGGGGAGCUGCGACCAUACUACUAUGCGUUAGAGGAAUCCUGCUACGAGCACUACACUAUAGGACCCUGCUCAACGCCUGGUCACCUAUUCCUGCCAGGCGGCCGCUGUGACUGCCAGCGACAUCUGCCCCACUAUCACGCGCCCCAUCAGAUGUGCUACGAGCUUGACACUCCAGGUCCUUGUCCACCUGGCCAUGUCUUCCGCAUACCCGAUGAUAUUGAGGCAGGUCAAGAGUCGAACACGCAGAUCUCACCGCAUGCCAAGUGCAUGUGCAAGGAGGGAUACGUGCCGUGGACCGACGGCCUGUGCUAUCGCCUGUACACACGCGGUCCUUGUGAGGCCAACGAGUUUCUGGUUAAUCAAACCUCGUGUGUACGCAACUUCUGCGGCAAAAAUCGGCUCUAUUUCCCUGCGGAAGACUCAUGCUACAGAAUCGGCUCUCAGGGACCGUGCUCUCUGCACCAAGUGGUAGUGUUUGAUUUUACAGCACGGCCAUCUAUAGAUGGAAUCUCUUACAACGGCAUUUGCGGAUGUGCGGGUGUCAUUACAAACUUUGACCAGAAGUGCUCAACCAGCAGCGAUCAGGAGAAGAACUUUUGCGAGGCGACGCCCGGAAUGGUUGAAAUGAGUGGCCAGUGUCACAAGCUUUACACGCGAGGACCUUGUGGUGCCGGCCAAUGGCUGGAGCCGCUGAAAACACAAACAACCAAUGGCACUGCGCUAUUUGGCUAUGCCAGCAGAGCGAAGUGUGUGUGCCGACCAGGCUAUACGCCAACCGAGAGAGAUCACGGCGGAACGCACAGCUGCAGCGCACCCAGCGUAAGCCUGGCGAGGUAUUUAACCAUCGAGCGUCGAAACUCGAAUUUCCUCACUGAAUCACCCACUUUAGACCCCAGCAACAGUGUUUCCUUAACCUAUCCUCUGUCUGUGGGUUUGCGUUGAUUUCCUAUUGUUUGUUAUCCAACUCUCAUCGC